AUGGCGGAGGCCGUCACGGUGAGCCUCGGCGCGCUCACCCCGGAAGCGCUCGCGGCGCACGACACGCGAGUCGGCUCCGUCACUGCGGGAGAGGCGCUCGAGCUUGGAGUGCCGCUGUGCAUGCUGCAAGGCUCGAUCCCACAGGAGCUCAUUGAGCGUGGUCGCAGCCUCGGGCUGGAGCCUCCGCCAGCGCUAUCGCUGCAGUCGCCGGCCUCUUCCGCUAUGGCCGCCGCCGCCACCGCCAGCCGGACACGCCCUGCGGACAUUCCCGACGCGGACGACGGGGACGAGCGCUGGCGCCGCCUCGCCAACCGCCUUGCGUCUCGCCGCUCCGAGCCGCUCUUCAUGCACCUCGGCCGCGGCUCGCCGAUGGCCUCAUGCGUCGCGCUCGCACGGGGCCAUCCGAUGCACCUCUCGCUGCUGCACAAGGACCCGAGGAUCGUGCUCGUGCGCAACUUCCUCUCGCCCGCCGAGGCGGCGGCGGUCGUCGCCCUCGCGCGGCGCAGCGGCCGGACCUGGCUCCGCAGCAGCGGCGGAGGCGAGUACCGCCACGAAGACACAGUCGAGGACGAGACCGAGGCGGCCGACGGCGCCGACGCGGAGGAGGGGGAGGCGCCGCCGGCGGACGAGACGCGGCGCGUCUCUGGCCGCUCGAACCGCGCUCCCAAGCCUUCCUGCCGCAUGGUUGCGGCUUUCUUGAUUCGCAGGCGCGUCUCUGGCCGCUCGAACCGCUGGUGCUGCGUCGGCAGCGAGCACGCCGUGCUGGCCGCGGCGGUGGAGCGCGCUUGCUGGCUGACCGGGCUGACGGCGGCGCAUGCAGAGGAGGCGGGGCAGCAGUACGGCCACCACCUCGACCAUUUCACCAGCCGCGACGUCAACUGCGCCGGCGCGGGCGGGCAGACCCACUUCCCGCUCGCCGGCCGCGAGGGGCUGCGGGUGCCUCCGGUCUGCGGCAGCGCGCUGCUCUGGCACAACAUCGACAAGUGGGGCAUGAACAUCUGGCUCCGGCAGCGGCCACGAGGCGGCGCUUGCGGCGAGGCGGCGCCCAGCGGCGGCGUGGUGGCUACAGAUGGCGAAGAGGCGGCGGGCGGAUCGCUGGCGGCGCGGCGCGUCCCGGCUCCGCCCAUGACGUCGACGGGGCCCAAGGCGAAGGAGGCGGAGACGCUGAGGGAGCGAAACUGA
This is a messenger RNA of Emiliania huxleyi CCMP1516, 1182 nucleotides long. RefSeq lists its product as hypothetical. The transcript has 6 exons. NCBI's taxonomy places the organism in Eukaryota, Haptophyta, Isochrysidales, Noelaerhabdaceae. Bases 1 to 1182 code for a protein of 393 amino acids. The record is from RefSeq and is a predicted model, not a curated record. Gene Ontology annotation, molecular function: L-ascorbic acid binding; oxidoreductase activity, acting on paired donors, with incorporation or reduction of molecular oxygen; iron ion binding.